GUGCUGCUUUGAAGCCAAAUUUAACUGUGGCUAGGAAGCCUGCAAAGCCCCUUAUUAGUACGUCCCCCAGUGCCACCACAAACGUCGACACUGCAACACCAACAUCAGGGAGGACAUCAUCCCCUGCCCAGAGUCCCAGAAAACAUAUUAGGACCAGCUCCCCUUUCUCUCUUCCCCCCUCUCCUCUUUCAUCAGCCUCAAUAAUCCCCCCAGCCACUGCUAAAGCUCCCCUUAUUAGCACAUCGACCAGUACCACCACAAACUUUGGCACUGCAACACCAACAUCAGGGAGGACAUCAUCCCCUGCCCAGAGUCCCAGAAAAUAUAUUAGGACCAGCUCCCCUUUCUCUCUUCCCCCCUCUCCUGUGUCAUCAGCCUCAAUAAUCCCCCCAGCCACUGCCGCUGUUGUAACAGCUGCUCCCUCCAGUGCCUCCUCAGACCCUCCUGUCUGUGCCUCCUCUACCACUCCUGGUCCUGAUCCUCUCAGCAAUAUGUCAGCGGAGGAUGUGUUGGCUGCCCCUGGCCCUGACCUACCCUGGCUGCCAGUGAAGAUGAGGAAGACCAUCCCCCUCCAGGACCAGAGAUGGAUCUCUGCAGCUCUGUGGAGAAACCAGCGGCUACGAACCGACCUCAAGCUGUGGUACGAUCCACCCGGGCCAGCGCUCAUCUACCAUCAGGCCCCCACUCCAGAGCGCUUUUUUAAUCAUCGCCUGCUUGUGUGGAUGCCGUACCACUUGUGGAAGGUCAGGCUAACCUGUCCUGUGUGUGGGAAGCAGCUGGUGGGAUACGGUGCCCACAAGAGAGCCUGUCAGGUCCUUGACGUGGACAGGUACUACCUGAUGGUCACAGAGACCCUCAGGUGCAACAGCAUUGGUUGCAAAACCAACUACCUGUCCAGCAGCAAGACCAUCCUGGACCAGCUUGACCUGGCUCACCGGCUCGAAUUCAGGCUCAUCCUGACUCAGAAAUAUGCUUGUGACAUUCGGGUCAUCCGCUUCCUGCGGGAGAGGACCCUGGGCAACAGCCCGUCUCGCUUGGUGAAGCAGCUGAGGGAGAACCACAGCGAGGAGUGGCUGCAGCGCCUCUGCCAGUACCUCGGGGCAUGCUCUGACUUUGUGGGCCGGCCCAGCCUGUUCCCUGUGGUGUUUCAGGACCCGCCUGAGCCUGUGGCCAUUCCCACCUAUAAGUGGAUGCUGGCGGUCUACGGGCGGGACAUCUUAAGCAGGCUGGAGCACAUCAAAGCCAGCAUUACAUCUACCUUUGGCUCCAUCCUGAAGAUGGACUCCACAAAGAAGAUCACCAGGAAGUUAUCGGGCAUUGCCAAGGGGACUGCCCUCUGGCUUUCCUCAGUUAGUAACGAGGUGGGUCAGAUCUUGAUCCGUGUCCUGACUGCUCAGGAAGGCUCUGGGCUGGACCUGAUGGUGGCUGAUCUCAUCCGGAGGUACAGGGAAGCAGGUGUGGCUCCUCCAAAGCUCCUGUAUGUGGACUGUGGAUGCUGCAAGAAGGAUGGGGAGGAGACCAAGCUAAAGGCACGAUUUGGUGGCUGGCCAGACGUUGUGGUCAAGCUGGACAUUUAUCAUUUCAUGCGGCGGCUGGCAUCAGGAUGCACCAAGGAUGCCCAUCCCCUUUACCCCAUCUUCAUGGCCCGUCUGUCCUGCUGCAUAUUUGAGUGGGAUGCAGGUGACGUUGCCUUGCUGCGCCGGGUCAAGAGGGAGCAGCUGAAACGGGAGGGGGUUCCUGGCAUCACUGAUGGCCUUGUGAACCAGAACAUUAGAAAGAGUGAGUUGGUGCUCUACUGCAGAAGGAGGACAAGAGGAGAGAAGGAGACCAUCUCAAUGAUUUACCUCCUUUUGCAAGAGCUUAUGGGGGAGAAGGGCAGUGACUUCCUUGGUGUGCCACUCCUGGACAGGGAUAGGAUGGCGAACAUCUGGGAACAGCAGAGGAAGCAUGUAAAAUGCAUCCAGGAUGAGCCAGGUGUUCCUCUCUACACAGAGACAGGAUCAUCCACCAAGUAG
Messenger RNA from Labrus bergylta (ballan wrasse), 2015 nucleotides. Lineage: Eukaryota; Metazoa; Chordata; Actinopteri; Labriformes; Labridae. The record is from RefSeq and is a predicted model, not a curated record.